Messenger RNA from Bacidia gigantensis, 2046 nucleotides. RefSeq lists its product as uncharacterized. The record is from RefSeq and is a predicted model, not a curated record. The transcript has a single exon. Gene Ontology annotation, molecular function: GTPase activator activity. Gene Ontology annotation, biological process: small GTPase-mediated signal transduction. The coding region runs from base 1 to 2046 and encodes 681 amino acids. Lineage: Eukaryota; Fungi; Ascomycota; Lecanoromycetes; Lecanorales; Ramalinaceae. Gene Ontology annotation, cellular component: cytoplasm.
AUGCCUCCGGGAUUUGUCAAUCGUCUCCGCGCCAAUUCCAUCCCUCUCAAUACAAUCCCGCCUCAGCAAACGUCUGUCGACUAUUCGCAAGAUCUAGCGCACCUUGCAACCACCAUAAUCUAUCGUUCUCCAUUGCCGUCUCGUGACGGUUUGCCUCUCUUCAUUCUGAACUCUGCAGCCUUUCCCGAUGCCAACCAAGAAUACUACGACGAAUUGCUCCCAUACGUCCUUGCUCGUCUGCCAGAUGAUGAAGAGUUGAUUGGGGGUCUGGAAUACGAGAUUGUUUUCUUUGCUGGUGGAAAUCCAGGCGGCAGUUUUGCGAACAAGACAGUAAGCCCCGUGGAUGAUGAGCAUGAUGAGGAUGGCAACAAACCCCAAAAGGAGAAAAGCCCUGGGUUUGGCUGGUUCAUGAGAGCGUACAAUGUGCAGACCCGUGCCGCAAGAAAGAGACUCAGGAAGCUGUCCAUCGUGCAUGAGAAGCGAUGGGUGAGAGUUAUCAUGGAAAUGUUCGCAACUGUCGUCAGCCCCAAGUUCAGAAAGAAGGUCGUGCACGCCUCAACCCUGACGGCUCUUGCUCUUCACCUACCCAUCGAAGACUUACUCAUCCCACCAUCCGCCUAUUUUACGGAUCGAAAGAAGCUUUCGGAUAUAUACGUUCCCUACGCAAGCGGCAAGAGAGCCUUUGGCGUGCAAAUCCCAUUUCCCUUAUCUGCGGAUGAUACACCGAGACUCCCCCGCAUACUGCGCGAAACUUCAUCAUUCGUUCUCAAUCAAGAUAUCGUCGAAACACAGGGUCUAUUCAGAGUUUCUGCACGCCAGCAAACUGUGGAAGUUGUGCGCGAAGCCUUCGAGCGAGGGCAGAAAUUCAUCGUUUGGAAGGAUGGGCCAACAACUGUGACAUUUCCUCCUUUCAAAGAAGGCUUUGGAGAUGUCGUUAUCGAAGCAAACCUACUUGACCAAAUGGACGGUUAUGACGCUCAUACUGCUGCGGCUUUGAUCAAGCUCUGGUACAAAGAGCUCAAAGAACCUCUCUUCCCACAAUCAAGCUAUCAAGCGAUUCGGAGGUUCUAUGGCGACAAUGAGAAGACUCUAGAUGCAAAUGAACUGUUCCAAAUGCUAGAGCCAGGUGUCGAGUAUUCGCCCCUAGCACCUUCCGCGCGCAUGAUUCUGAAGAAACACAUGCUUCCACUUCUUUCUCACGUCUCUUCACAUGCGGAGAGUAAUAAGAUGACCCCUUUCAAUCUUGCCGUUUGCUUUGCUCCUGUACUCCUCCACGGACCUGAUCCCAUGGAGGACGUUAAGAUAUCAACCACCAUUCGCAAGAUUCUCGAAACGAUGAUUGAGAAAUGGCACGGUGAAUUGGCGCCUGUACUGGGACUGACCAAAGAAGAUUUCGAGAAUGAUCUCAGGAUGCCAGCAAACGCCGAUGACAGAGAAGAUCCAAUCGAAGAAAUAAAUGGCCGAAACGUCUCAGAAAACCAAAUCUCUGGCAUUGCUCUUCUUAACAACGACAACAGCUCCUCUGAAGCAAUGGACGGUGAGAGUGACAACGAUCUACGACCACCACUACCCCCGAGGCCUGCGCGCACAGUCACUGUUCCCGCUCCUACAGCUCUUCGGACAAUAGAUCUUGUCAAUAACAAAGUACUGCGAAAACCCGCGCCUCCAUUGCAAGUACCUCCCCGCUAUUCGACCGUUGUGACAGAUCAAGCAGCUGCUCUAGCAAGGCUGAAUGAUAUACAGCAACCUCAGUGGUCGUCCACCAAAAAUGUCGAGCAUUCUUUGCCCACUAAUACAAUUGAGGGAGCUCUCCCCACAAACACAGUCGAGGGCCCUCUUGAGGACGAGUCACCCGCUGCACAUAGGAAUAGCAUUGCCACAAUCGCCACACUACCAGUGUACGAGGAGAUGCAGCUUCCUCUGAGGCAAAUGAGCGAUCCCGCAAGUCUAAGAAGUCCAGAAUCUGAGCAGAGGUCCCCGAGCAUCCCGCGAAAACCUGUUGGCGAGGGUCAGACCAGCAAGAGGGAUGAAGAUGGUAAGGGAUGA